Molecule: messenger RNA, 2710 nt
Organism: Aspergillus nidulans FGSC A4
Lineage: Eukaryota; Fungi; Ascomycota; Eurotiomycetes; Eurotiales; Aspergillaceae
Product: putative glycerol-3-phosphate acyltransferase Sct1
Exons: 4
Coding region: 314-2563 (749 amino acids)
Molecular function (GO): acyltransferase activity
Source: RefSeq, a predicted model, not a curated record
GUCACAUGCGCUGCUACCCUCCAGGAUCUUUGGGGCCAACCUGUUUCUUCAUCCCCCAUCUACACGAGCUCUAUUUCUCUGGCAAUAAUCAGACCUCUUCAACUUGUGCUCGCAGCGAUUUCGAAGUACAGGGGCAGGAUAUGCGGCCUCAGCUCUCUUUGUCCUCGCGCGCUUCUUCUGACAAUUGGAAUUGACUUCAAGUUCCACUGGCAGAUAGGGAGCUUCCUGCUGAGCUUUCUGCGUCCCCUGUAUACUUCUCUCCGGUUUCUACGAACAUCGCGUCGAGCAUAGCUUAACUGUACUCUUUGACGUCAUGGCGAAGAAGCCGUACAUUCCACCCUUAAUUGGGUGGUUAUACGAUCUUGUGCUGUGGACUUUCUCUGUCCUUGUUGAUCUCUUCUUCCGGGAGGUCCAUCCGCGCGGAUCAUGGAAGAUACCUCGAAGAGGACCGAUGAUCAUUGUGGCAGCCCCUCAUGCCAAUCAGUUCGUCGACUCUCUAAUUCUUAUGCGCGUGCUGCGCACCGAAGCGCAUCGCCGAAUCUCGUUUCUUAUCGCAGAAAAAUCAUUUCGUCGCAAGUUCAUUGGGCUUUUGGCGAGGGGCAUAGGGACAGUGCCCGUGGCUAGAGCUAUGGACAUGCUGAAGCCCGGCCAGGGUACCGUAUAUCUACCAGAUCCUGUCAAUCAACCGACUCUAUUGCGCGGCGUAGGCACAAACUUUGAAGCGCCAGGUUUCGAGAAAGACGGUACUAUCGCGCUGCCAACUAUUAACGGGACUUCACAUAGUACAAGUAUCGCCGAGAUUCGUGGUCCGGAGGAGCUUAUACUCAAGAAACCAUUCACUCAUAAGGAUGCGCUGUUCCAGUUAACGGGCCGUACCGAUAUCACAGAUGAUGGAACUUUCACCGGAGACGUUUCCGACAAAGACCGCGCCGAUUUCAAGGGCUCCAAGUUCAAGGCGGCACCCCAUGUGGACCAGAGCGCGGUAUAUGAAGCAGUAUUUGGGCGGCUCCUUGGAGGUGGCUGUAUCGGCAUUUUCCCGGAGGGAGGCAGCCACGAUCGCCCGGAUCUACUGCCCUUGAAACCUGGUGUUGCUCUUAUGGCUCUCGGUACAUUGGCCGAGAACCCGGACUGCGGCUUGAAAAUUGUACCCUGCGGAAUGAACUAUUUCCACGCUCAUAAAUUCCGCUCGAGGGCGGUAAUCGAAUUUGGUACCCCUCUCGAGGUCCCUAAGGAAUUAGUGGAGAAGUAUAAAAACGGGGACAGAAGGGGUGCUGUUGGUCCGCUAUUGGAGAUGAUAUAUCAAAGUCUUGUCGCAGUGACAGUAACCAGCCCUGAUUACGAGACACUGAUGGUUAUCCAAGCUGCACGUCGUCUGUACAACACCAAGGGAAAGAAGCUUCCGCUCCCAAUGGUUGUGGAACUCAACCGCCGUCUCGUCAAGGGUUACUCACAUUUCAAGGACGAUCCGCGGAUCGUGGAUUUGAAGAAGUCGAUUGCAGACUACAACAAGCAACUGCGACUCCUGGGAAUUCGUGACCAUCAGGUUGAAUAUGCUAAAUUUUCUUUCGUCAAAGUGAUUGCGACCUUGAUAUAUCGCCUUGGCAAAUUAGCACUUCUCACAAUCGGGACCUUACCUGGCCUCCUUCUAUUCACUCCGGUGUUUAUAACAACAAAGUUGAUUUCGAACAAGAAAUCAAAGGAAGCGCUUGCUGCUUCAACGGUCAAGCUUCAAGGCCGCGAUGUGAUGGCAACUUGGAAGCUCCUCGUUGCUCUUGCAUUCGCCCCCGCUCUUUACGCGUUCUAUACCGCAGCCUUUACCUAUUGGGCAUAUCGUAAUCGCAUAAAUGGAUACGUUCCUGAUUUCGUGCCGCUGUGGUCAUUUAUACCGAUUGGCAUGGUCUUGUUUCCGACUAUCACUUUUGCUGCACUGCGUAUUGGUGAGAUCGGCAUGGACAUUAUCAAGUCCCUGCGUCCGCUACUAUUAUCACUCAACCCUUCGUCGGCUAACACCUUGGUUAAACUCCGAUUGCGACGUGCUGCGCUCGCCAAGCAGGUCACCGACACCAUUAACACGCUUGGACCCGAACUGUUCCCAGACUUUGAUGCUGCAAGAAUUGUGACAGAUCCUUUCCGCGAGCUCAACCGGCAAUCUGCGAACCCCGAAGGUGAACAGCGACCACCGAGCGUGGAGAUCAGGAGAGCAAGCACGGAGAACUUCGAUGAGGGUUCGCCUUCUCAAGAGCCACUUCCUCGAAACGAGUCCUUCCAUAAUCUUGCGAACUUCGGCUUUUUCUCGACGCGACCCUCUAGCCGUAACCGCAGCCGCAGCAACAGCCGCAGCAGUUCGUUUGGAGGGUUGCCGGGCACAUCGGGCCAGCAGCUCAAGCCUCUCAGCCAGCUCACAACCAAAGGUGGGUUUGACGAAGUGAGCUCCAAGAUUCGGGAUGCCAUGCGUGAGCGGGGAGUCCAGCGGCGUCGGCGGAGUGAGGAUAAUAGUAGCUGGGACAUGGCUAGCUCCGGACCGGGGACGCCGCACAGUGAAGACAACCGGAAAGAUAUCUAACAGAAUGUUUGUGCUUGAUCGGACCCCUGCAGGGUCACCCUGCCUGUAAUGACAGCGGCGGAGUUGGGCGUUUUAUCCUCUUCCUGUACUUCCUUUUAGUGUUUGUAGUAAGUGAUCCCAUAGCAAAAUGAGACAGUCUUGGGGCAA